CUCUGACCCAAUGUCAUCUUGCUGUAAUGACUGUUUUGCAAAUCACAUGUGCCCUUAUCUCUAUGGGGGCUGGGGGCUGGAAGGGCUCCUGCUCCUGGUUGUGGUCAUUCUGUCCACCUGUCUGUAUCGGCUCCAUCACAGAGUAAAGAGGCUGGAGAGGAGCUGGGCCCAGCUCUCUGACAAGGAGCUCCACCAUGCACCUCUGGAGCUCCACUAUGCAUCUCUUCGAAGGCUGCCGGUGCCCAGCACUGAGGAGCCUGACCUUGGGGACGGAGAAGGGGAAGGCAAAAAGGAAGACCCCAGUGCCAACUACGCCUGCAUUGCCAAGAACAAACCCACAUGA
Molecule: messenger RNA, 343 nt
Organism: Cynocephalus volans (Philippine flying lemur)
Lineage: Eukaryota; Metazoa; Chordata; Mammalia; Dermoptera; Cynocephalidae
Gene: LST1
Product: leukocyte specific transcript 1
Exons: 4
Coding region: 11-343 (110 amino acids)
Biological process (GO): dendrite development; cell morphogenesis; immune response
Cellular component (GO): membrane
Source: RefSeq, a predicted model, not a curated record